Messenger RNA from Nothobranchius furzeri (turquoise killifish), 4879 nucleotides. The record is from RefSeq and is a predicted model, not a curated record. NCBI's taxonomy places the organism in Eukaryota, Metazoa, Chordata, Actinopteri, Cyprinodontiformes, Nothobranchiidae.
UAGCGCGGCGCGUCCCCGCGAUGCGCGCGUGUUGGGCACAAGAAGAGUCAAGGCGAACGCGUCAAAACGCACCAGGACUUGGAGGAGGAGCGCUUCCCUGCAAGAAAUCAAGAAAAUAACUGAAGAAAUAAGGAGGAAAUUCCCCCGAGGAUGAUGGGAGACGAUUCGCAGGAAGGUCAAUCCCUAAACACAUAAUCUAGACUGACGCGGAUAUUUUGGAGUACACAAAAGCGGAGACGGUCAGAGAAUGGACGGAUUCACACCGGGACCAAAAAGCAGCACUGGGUAGAAGAUCUCAGGAGUGGAGAGAGGACGGUGAGUGAGGACCCGGCUGCAGAGAGGACCAGUGUUUCUGUGGCAGUUUCUCGUCGUUUAUAAGCUGGUGGGCCCCGGUAUCACAGCUGAUGACUGUCCCUCUGGAAGCUGGAGAACAGGGCUUAGCGGCAAGCCUGUGUGUUCGCUGAAGGGCACGCCCCAGCUUGUAUGUUGGUCACCUGCAAUUGUUUUUGCUCAAAGGGAUCAUGUGGUUUUUCCCGAGGAGAAAUCGUUUCCCCUUGCAGAACUGGCACGUCCACAAAUGCGCCAAUUUGGGUGUGUCUCUGUGGGUUUUAAGCUUCACCUGGUGCUUCAUGGCUGUGAGAGCUCAGAACUACCACCCCACUGUGAACACACAGUAUGGAAAACUCAGAGGAGUAAGGGUACCCCUGCCUAGUGAGAUUCUGGGGCCGGUCGACCAGUACCUAGGAGUCCCAUAUGCGGCUCCCCCAGUGGGAGAGAAACGCUUCAUGCCCCCGGAGUCUCCUUCUUCCUGGUCUGGGACCAAGAACGCCACUCACUUUGCUCCCGUCUGCCCUCAAAAUAUUCACAACGCUGUGCCAGAGAUCAUGAUGCCCAUAUGGUUCACCUUUAACCUGGAUAUAGUUACCACAUACAUACAGGAUCAACACGAAGACUGUCUUUAUCUAAACAUCUACGUACCAACCGAGGAUGUCAAAAGAAUAUCCAAGGAAUGUGCGAGGAAACCCAACAAGAAAAUAUGUAGAAAAGGAGGGGCCCAUGCCAAAAAACACGGCGAGGAUUUAUCGGAGAAUGACGGUGAUGAAGAUGAAGACAUACGAGACACCGGGCCCAAGCCUGUGAUGGUCUACAUCCACGGAGGGUCCUACAUGGAGGGGACAGGAAACAUGAUCGACGGAAGUGUCCUGGCCAGCUACGGGAACGUCAUCGUCAUCACGCUCAACUAUCGAGUCGGAGUACUCGGCUUCCUCAGUACAGGGGACCAGGCUGCUAAAGGGAACUAUGGGCUCUUGGACCAGAUCCAGGCCUUAAGGUGGAUUAGCGAGAACAUUGGUUUCUUCGGAGGAGAUUCCAACCGCAUCACGGUGUUCGGUUCUGGGAUCGGGGCUUCCUGUGUUAGCCUGCUCACCCUCUCCCACCACUCUGAAGGUCUGUUCCACAGAGCCAUCAUUCAGAGUGGGUCGGCCCUCUCCAGCUGGGCCGUCAACUACCAGCCAGUCAAGUAUACACGUCUCCUGGCUGAGAAGGUGGGCUGUAACGUCCUCGACACGUCGGACAUGGUGGACUGUCUCAGGAAGAAGAGCUCCAGGGAGCUAGUGGAGCAGGACAUACAGCCUGCAAGGUACCAUGUGGCCUUUGGACCUGUAAUCGAUGGAGAUGUCAUUCCUGAUGACCCUGAGAUUCUGAUGGAGCAAGGCGAGUUCCUCAACUAUGACAUCAUGCUUGGGGUCAACCAGGGUGAGGGGCUGCGGUUUGUGGAGAACGUGGUGGAUUCGGAGGAUGGCGUGUCCGGGAACGACUUUGAUUUCUCUGUGUCUGAUUUUGUGGACAGCCUGUACGGAUACCCGGAGGGGAAGGACACGCUUAGGGAGACCAUUAAGUUCAUGUACACAGACUGGGCAGACCGGGACAAUCCCGAGACCAGACGGAAGACACUGGUUGCUCUGUUCACCGACCACCAGUGGGUUGAGCCGUCAGUGGUGACAGCUGACCUCCAUGCCCGCUACGGCUCACCCACCUACUUCUACGCCUUCUACCACCACUGCCAGAGCCUCAUGAAGGCCGCCUGGUCGGACGCGGCUCAUGGGGAUGAGGUGCCCUACGUGUUUGGAAUUCCUAUGAUUGGUCCCACUGACCUUUUCCCGUGCAAUUUCUCCAAAAAUGACGUCAUGCUCAGCGCUGUGGUCAUGACCUACUGGACAAACUUUGCCAAAACUGGGGAUCCCAACAAACCAGUUCCCCAAGACACCAAGUUUAUCCACACCAAGGCCAACCGCUUUGAAGAGGUGGCCUGGUCCAAGUACAACCCCCAGGAGCAGCUGUACCUGCACAUCGGCCUGAAGCCGCGGGUGCGUGACCACUACCGGGCCACCAAAGUGGCCUUCUGGAAACACUUAGUGCCCCACCUGUACAACCUCCACGACAUGUUUCACUACACUUCCACCACCACCAAAGUGCCACCGCCAGAGACCACGCAGAACAGCCUGUCCACCAAGAGGCCCAACGGGAAGAGUUGGCCGUUCAACACAAAACGUCCACCCAUGUCGCCGGCCUACAACAACGAGGACAACGAGUCUUGGAGCGAGGAUGAGGAGUCGGGGCCGCUGCUGGUGGAGAACCCGCGGGAUUAUUCCACCGAGCUCAGCGUCACCAUCGCAGUGGGAGCCUCGCUGCUGUUUCUCAACGUCCUGGCUUUUGCGGCUCUCUACUACCGUAAAGAUAAGCGGCGGCAAGACUCCGGCCACGGGCAGCCCAGCCCGCAGCGGCAGACCACCUCCAACGACAUUGGCCACCAUGCGCCUGAGGAGGAGAUCAUGUCCCUGCAGAUGAACCAGACACACCACGAGUGUGAAGCGUCAAACAGCAACGAGGGCGCGCUCCGCCUGGCCUCGUUACCCGACUACACGCUCACUCUGCGCCGCUCCCCAGACGACAUCCCCCUCAUGACCCCCAACACCAUCACCAUGAUCCCCAACUCCCUGGUGGGCAUGCCCAACCUUCACCCGUACAACACCUUCACGACUGGCUUCAACUCUACUGGCCUGCCGCACUCCCACUCCACCACCCGCGUAUAGCUUUAAGGAGACCAGGGGGCAAAGGGAGGAGGAGGCGGCGGCGGCGGAGAAGGAGGAUGACGACGAACGCAUGGUAGGAGAGGAUUGUGUUUUAUAAAUAUCACAUGCAAACGGGUGGAGGGGGCAGAGGAGACGAAGGGAAGGGGUGAGAUUAAAACGUGCAGAGAUUCAACCAGACUUUUACUACGAGGAGAGUCGCUUAGAGCUCUCUGUGGAUGUCACGAUGUGCAGAGCUGCCAAAAUCAAACAGUUUCCUUUCUCCUGACAAGAGAAGGUGGUCUUUCUGCAGUGGUUUUUUUUUCCUUUUUCUAAAAUAAUCAUUUUAAAAGCCUUUUUAAACAGACUGAGGAAAUACCAACACCUUUUUUCUUGAAUUCAUAAUAAAACAAACAAAAAAAGAAGUGCUUUUUAUGAUUUCCCAUCCCGUCCUCCUGCGGGAGACACAUCCAGAACAAUGGCCUCUGCGUCGAUUUUCGCAAAAUGUUUUUAAUUGCUUCAAUGUUUUGUUUUGCGUUUCUAUGCCUUACUGAGCUUUUUUCUUUCUACAUUUCUUUUUGGUCAUUAUUUCUGCUCCCUGAUGCAGUUCUGUGUGGAGUGUGUUACAAGCAGAUAAGACUCAGAUGAGAGACUGAAUCCAGGACGGGAAUCUAGAGGACACGCAGAUGGAGAGAUUCUAAAACACUUUUUGGGGGGAAUUUAUUAUAUAUAUAUUUUUUGGUUGUAUUCUUUUGUUUACUUCUUUUUGUUGCGUACCAACACAACAGCCACACAGAUGAUGUUAUCUUUUUCACCUGCGUAGAUGAUUUGUGUGGGACAGCUCUUGUCGUGAGAUGAGAAGGCAGAGAUGAACACUAUGUUACUGUGAUUGUUUUAAGGGGAAAAAAGUGCAUCUUUUACAGCCAAUUUUAUCCGUUAAGCUAGCUGAUAGUAUCGCCACAAAGUGUGCACGCACACACGCUGCUACGAGCAACCGUGUGUCGGUGUGAAAAGGUUUUCUGAUGUGCUGCGUGUGAGCGUGGACCGGGUGAGAUUCAAAUGAUGGUGUGUAUGAGGGUGUGUGUGUGUGUGUGUGUGUGUGUGUGUGUGUGUGUGUGUGUGUGUGUGUGCACUAGUUUCGUUUUGUUUGUUUUACAUUUUGUUGUUAUAUAUUGGGGACAUUGUUUGUGCGGGGUGGGGGGUGAGUCCUUUGUCACGAUGCUGAUCCAACACCAGUCGUGUUUCUGCUGCGUCUCUGGGUGUCUGUCCUUUGCAACAUAGCACUUUUUGUUACUUUACAGGUUCUAUGUGUCUACUUUGUUUUGCUUAAAAUACAAAAUAAAUAUAUUAUUUUACGUGUAAGAGAGAGAAAGAGAAAUCUAGCUAAAGAUUCAACUGAACUAACUGACAUGAUUCCAUUGACUUUGGGAGAGUUUCCUCUUCAAACAGUGGCCUGUUUGCACUGACUAAACCUGCAUCGGUGCACACUUGUAUUUCUUUAAAUAUAUAUAUAUAUAUAAAUAUGGGUAUACAUACAUAUAUGUAUAGGGCUUCUAUGGAGAUAUCAAUGCCACAGAAACACAAAAUCAGGCACCAUUCAGAACAAAAAUGCCAAUAUUUCCCCACGUUUUGCUGAUCUUUGAGACAAGCCAAGAACACCUGCAGUGUCUUUGUACGAGCUCUAUAUGUGUAUUUAUGUAUAAAAUAUUUAAUAUUUAUUUAUGUAUACCAGAUGCAUACAUGCUGAUUGUGCCAUGUGCCAAAUUAAAACUGUAAAAAAAAUGGAGAAUAUAAAGUUUCACUAAACUUUU